GUAUGUUUCUCUGCUACGCAGGAAGCAGCGGUUUGUUUUGAUGGAAACGCUAUGUGAAAUUUUCAUGUUUCGCAUGCUCGUUUUGUAUCAUCAAAAUCCAGCUUGGCAGUAAUUGACGUAUUAUUGAAGGCAAAUUGUAAAUAACGGUCUUACUCUGUCAUUUGCAUGAUUUGAUUUUUUUAAUGACUUUUCAUUUUUAAAUUGUUUUAAAUCUGUCGGAACUGAAGUAUUGUAAUUGAGUUUUGUGGCAUAUAACUCAUUUCAGGAAUUGAUUUCAAAAUGCAUUAAUUUUACGUCGCAUUCAUUAAAAACGCUUAAACUCAGCUUAUUAUUUAAUUUUUUUCGUUUAUUAUUGUGGCAAGCAACAAUUUUAUAUAUUGCUGAGAAGAUAACUAUGCUUGAACUGGAUGAAAGGCCAGCUUAAAAUUCGAUUUGUGUGUGUCAAGUAUGACAUCCAUUUUUUCCUUCUCGAUACCAGUUGUGAAACGCCUUCUUGGUUGGAAGAAAGGAGAAGGUGAAGAAAAGUGGAGUGAAAAAGCUGUCAAAAGUUUAGUUAAAAAACUUAAGAAGACUGGUGGUUUAGAUGAACUAGAAAAGUCCAUUUCAAAUCAAGAUCCUAAUACUAGGUGCAUCACUAUUCCAAGGUCAUUAGACGGACGCUUACAAGUUUCUCAUCGUAAAGGGCUCCCUCAUGUUAUUUAUUGCCGCCUUUGGCGCUGGCCAGACUUACAAAGCCACCACGAGUUAAGAGCAAUAGAAAGUUGUGAAUUUGCUUUUAAUUUGAAAAGAGACGAAGUUUGUGUCAAUCCUUACCAUUAUUUACGCAUUGAAACACCAGCUUUGCCACCAAUUUUAGUCCCACGAAAUACGGGAGAAAUACCUGCUCAACUACCCCCAUUAGACGAUUAUAUUAAUUCAGUGCCUGAAAACACGGAGUUUCCUUCAGGACUUGAAAAUCUUUCUUUGACAGAAUUUGAGAAUUGUUCUCAGAUAAGGCAAAAGCUUCCAGACACACCACCACCUGGCUAUAUGAGUGAAGACGGUGAUAGCCAAGAGCAAAAUGGCACUGAAAAUAUGGAUGCUACUCUUAUUUCAUCACCAAGUCCUCCUCUUGAUGUUCAGCCUGUUACAUAUACAGAGCCAGCCUUUUGGUGCUCUAUUUCUUACUAUGAACUAAAUACUAGAGUAGGAGAAACUUUCCAUGCAUCUCAGCCGUCAUUGACUGUGGAUGGUUUUACUGAUCCUUCAAGUUCUGAGCGUUUCUGUCUUGGUCUUCUGUCAAAUGUGAAUCGAAACAGUGUCGUCGAACAGACAAGGAGACACAUAGGACGUGGUGUCAGAUUGUAUUAUAUAGGUGGUGAGGUGUUCGCAGAAUGUUUGAGUGAUAGUAGCAUAUUUGUUCAAAGUCCCAAUUGUAACCAAAGAUAUGGAUGGCAUCCAGCCACUGUUUGCAAGAUUCCACCAGGGUGUAAUUUAAAGAUUUUUAACAAUCAAGAAUUUGCUGCACUGCUGGCUCAGUCUGUCAGUCAAGGAUUUGAAGCAGUUUAUCAGUUGACUAGAAUGUGCACAAUAAGGAUGAGCUUUGUGAAAGGUUGGGGUGCUGAAUAUCGCCGGCAGACAGUUACUUCUACACCAUGUUGGAUUGAAUUACAUCUGAAUGGUCCAUUGCAGUGGUUAGAUAGAGUUCUAACACAAAUGGGAUCACCUCGCAUACCAUGCAGUUCCAUGUCUUAAAUUUAAUGAAACCAUGACCCCUGAUCUGGUGCUGUAUAUUUGCUCCCAUUAGGUAGCCAAUGAAUGUUCUGUGUUGAUUUUGUAUGAUGUAUGGCAAGAAGUUUUUGAGAAUGUUUAUUUUUAUCAUAACAGAUGCUAUUAUAUAUAUAUACAAACUCAUGUAUAUAUAUCACUCACACACAAAAGUUUAAAUUGGAAUUUCUAUUGAUAAAUUUUACAUCUGUUGUAAAAUAUGACUUAGAUUGUAAAAAAACUUUUUAGUGUCAUGUCUAUGGAGCAUGUUUAAGAUUACAGGGGAAAAAAUUGCUUGUUAGUCAUGAUCUUUGAUCUUGUUUGUUAUAUAUUGUGAAACACCCUUUUUAAUUAAGCUAAUGUCUAAGAAUGAGCCAAAACUGGAGUUUGAAUAUGUAUUUAAAAUGCCAUUUAAUUGUAUUAUUAUUAAAAGCAGUAGUUUACUGUAACAUUUUGAAGAAAUGUGUUUUGUACUAGGUUACUCUUGUUUAAAAAAAUGCAACUCCCAGGUGGAGUACCACACACAUUUAUUAUUUACUGUGUAGUCAUGAGAUUAUAAAACAUAAUUAAGUCGUAUUCCUGCAUGUGAGUUCUCAGUGUCAGCUAGCUUCUUAUUAAUUGGUAAUUCUUUACUUUCUCUUCAUUACCUUUUAAACUCUACCAGCAGUACACCAUACUUAUACAAAGCUGCUCCAGAAUGAAAGAAGAGUUGUUGAUGUGAGGGCAAAAUUUCUAUUGACAGUUAAUUUUUUUAAAAAAGUUUCAUGGCCUCUUUUUGAACUUGAUUAUCUGUUAGCCUUUUAUGGAGGGUUAUGUAGUUUCCUUAAAUGUUCCAUUAUUGUAAAAAUUGUUUGCAAAUUUUGAGGUUGCAUUUGCUUCGUUUGUGUAUCAUAUUAAUAGUCUGCUCUACGUAUAGUGAGACUUUAAUAAAAUGUCAAUUUUGACUUGUAAGUUAUCCUCCAUGCAAUCAUUAUAUUUACCACCUUUUCAGGUUUAGAAAGUAGUUUUCCAAUUCAUAACCCUCUAUAAUUGCAUGGUAAUAAAGGGGCUGUUUAAAUUGUAAUUUAAUUUCACUGCUCGCUGCAGGAAUAAUUUAGAAUUUUUUUUAAUCACUGAUAAUGUGACAUUUGUCAUAUCAUUUCAUGACUGAAGAUGAUUAUCUGAACUACAUUUAACAUAGACUAUAAUGAAAGCAAUUGUCCCCGAGAGAUAUUAAAUGAAGCUAUAAAAUCACAAAAAUGGAAGUUUUUUUAUAUAUUCAUUGCAUAGCUUGUACAGUUUAGUGCAGUGUGAGAAAUCUGUGAUUGCUUUGCUAGUUGUAACAAGUAAAUGUGUAUCUAUUUUUUUAAGAGAUGCAUCUUAUGCAUCAUACUUUCAUAUGAAAUUUACAAUUUUAAAUUUGAUAUAAAUUGGCUGCAUGUUCCAUCUUGUGAGUUAAGACAUUUGUAAUAGGAAUUGUGAUCUCUAAGAUGGUUAGACUUUUCCAUUGGAUUUAAUUUUAUUCAUGUGAGAACUGACAGUUACAUCUUUACUUCCAGUUCUUUUGUUAAGAAUCUUAAAAUAAUAUAUCACUAUCUGCAUGAGAGAUAUUUAGUGUCUGACUUGAAAUAAUAGUCUUUUAUUUAACUUUAGGGUAUUAAACCCCUCCUGACGUGAGUUCAUUAUUCUUUUCCAUGUGCUUUAGCCAGUGUCUGGUUUUUGUAAUGUGCUUAUACAUUAUACCAUCAUAUAUCAAAAUGAACAAAAUGUUUUCCCGUUUUCAUGCAUGCUGAUUAUGAAUUAGAGAACCUAUAUUUCGAACUGAAUUACCUACUAUUCUAAAACUGCAGUUAAUUUAAAUUUGAUCUCAUUUGAAAAUGGAAUCAAACUUAUAUUUGAAUAGUGGUGUUAAUCUCCAUUAUAAAGUAUAUUUGAUUAUAUAGAAACAUAUCUCGUAAAUAAAAUGCAUAAAUUUAUAAUUUUUAAAUGUAUUUACUUUUUUCAGCACUUAUUUCUAAUUUGAUACGCUGUGUAAAAAAUCAAUAAAUUGCUGCUAACACAUGUUGUUCUGUUAAAGAUUGCCAGUUGGUUUCAAUUUUUGAUUUUAUAUAAAUUUCACUUAAUUAUACUAAAUAAAAAAUUAAUUUGCUGCAUCAGCCCGAAUAGCACAACACUGAAAUUUUUCAUACAGAUAUUUAGGGGGGCAAUAAUCUGAAUUUAAUGUGAUCCUUUCAUUUUUCAUACAAGAAUUCAAAUAAAGUAAAAUUUAGUCAGAUAAGCAUUUAUUUAACAAUAAGUAAUAACAGGUAAACAUUUACAGAAGAUGUGCUGGGUCCCUAAAACAAGGACAGAAAGACACGGUUUCUGUGCGAGAAAUGUAAUAUCAGUACUUGAUUUAUUAUAUUCUUUAAAAUAUUCUAAAGUUCAUUUUUUUAUGUUAAUCCACAUUUAUACUCAUAUUUAUAUUAUUAAUGUAAUUGAAAAUGUGUUAAUUGCUUUCGGGUAUGACAUACCCAGCAUGCCUUCUCGUGUUCGUAAUUUUAGCGCGCGUGUUAAUAAAAUUUUUUCAUUGCUUCUGGUAGUCUUAGAAAUGCAAAUGCUUAAAUAUGUAUGGCAUUAAUAAUUACCUUAAUGGUCUAUUCAACCUGGCUUUAGUUCUCCGUAAUUUCAAGAUCUAAAGGCUAGCAAACACAAAUUACUCACCAAAACUAGCUCAGUAUUCUCAGGAUGUAGCUUAAAAGCUCAGAAUGACUCAUGAAAUAAACAACUUUUGUGGUGUAUUCUUGAAGCUUUCAUUCUAAAUUAUGUAUUCCCUAGAUAUUUAAACUCAGUCUAAUUUGCAUUCUCAUGAAGGCAAACAGAAGAACUAGAAACUACACAAAUGAAUUAGGUUAGUCAAAGCUAAUUCAUUAUGUUUAAGUAACAUGAUAUAUAAAUUAAAGCUUACAACUUUUAUCAUUUCAAAUUUUGCUCGGUGUCAUGAGAAUUUGUACUGAAUGUGAUGUAGAAUAUUUAAAUGUAUUGGUGAGAAUAUGGAGUAUAUCUAUUUCUAAAAAUUACAAUAUAUGCUUACCACAACCAUGUAUAAAUAACUUUGUUCUCUUUUAAGCUGCAAAUGUGCGAUAUAUACAUUCUUGUAUUUUUAUGAUGGAGAAAAAUUAUGCUAUUGAAAUCAAUUUUCGAAUAUAUAUAAAAAUGACAGUAUAUGUUUGCCAUGACCUCAUGCGAGACUGUUCUCAUCUAAGCAGCAAAUAUGUGAUAAAUAAUAUUAAUAUUGUUAUGUACAAAGGAGAACCAAGUUAUGUGGUUGAAAUUAAUCUUAUUUUGACAUACAUGUGUAUCAGUUUCCAUUUAAAAUGGGCAUGAAGUUGGUUUGAUUAGUUAGUGGUUUUAGAUUGAAGAAUUUGUGGAAGAAAAUGGACUGAAAAUUUUAAAAAUUGCUUUGUUGUGUAAUGUUUUGCUUUUAUUUCACAAAAUGAGACUAUUGUAUUCAAAGCAAAUACAAUAGUCUCAUUUUGUUAAUGAAACAGCAUGUGUACAAAUGCAUAAACACUAGUCAUUAUUUUAUCAUUUGAAAUGUUAAAUAUUCUGAAAAAUGUAUCGAAGUUAGCAUUUCUGUAAAAGCAUAAAAAAGUUCGUAAAAGCAAAAUUUUAUUGUUUUAGUUUGUUACUUAACCACUUGUG
Messenger RNA from Stegodyphus dumicola, 5409 nucleotides. It is a transcript of the gene Smox, whose product is annotated as Smad on X protein. Lineage: Eukaryota; Metazoa; Arthropoda; Arachnida; Araneae; Eresidae. Gene Ontology annotation, molecular function: DNA-binding transcription factor activity, RNA polymerase II-specific; I-SMAD binding; RNA polymerase II cis-regulatory region sequence-specific DNA binding. Gene Ontology annotation, biological process: cell differentiation; anatomical structure morphogenesis; SMAD protein signal transduction. The record is from RefSeq and is a predicted model, not a curated record. Gene Ontology annotation, cellular component: heteromeric SMAD protein complex.